Messenger RNA from Trichechus manatus latirostris (Florida manatee), 3240 nucleotides. It is a transcript of the gene RADIL, whose product is annotated as Rap associating with DIL domain. The transcript is spliced from 14 exons. Gene Ontology annotation, cellular component: microtubule. NCBI's taxonomy places the organism in Eukaryota, Metazoa, Chordata, Mammalia, Sirenia, Trichechidae. The record is from RefSeq and is a predicted model, not a curated record. The coding region runs from base 25 to 3240 and encodes 1071 amino acids. Gene Ontology annotation, molecular function: GTPase binding. Gene Ontology annotation, biological process: substrate adhesion-dependent cell spreading; neural crest cell migration; signal transduction.
CUUGCCCAUGAAGACGUCCCCACCAUGUUCUAUGGGACACACUUUAUCAUGUCUCCACCCACCAAAAGCAAGCUGAAGCGGCAGAGCCAGCUGCUGUCCAGCAUGCUGUCACGGACACUGAGCUACAAGUACCGAGACUUGGAACCCCCUCUCUCCAGCCCAGGCGCCAGUGAUGACCCCGCCGAGCUAUCCACCCAGCUCUCUGCCCCAGGCAUCCUGAAAGUGUUUGGGGACAGUGUCUGCACGGGCACCCACUACAAGAGCGUCUUGGCCACAGUCUCCUCCAGUGCCCGAGAGCUGGUGAAGGAGGCGCUGGAGCGCUAUGCCCUGAGCCCCGAGUGCGCCAGCCAGUACGUGCUGUGUGACACGGUGGGGCGGGCUGGUGGCACCGGACAGCGGUGGCAGGCUGAGUGUUUCCGCGUAUUUGGGGACAACGAGAAGCCCCUCCUGAUCCAGGAGCUCUGGAAACCCCGAGAAGGUCUGUCCCGGAGGUUUGAGCUCAGGAAGAGGUCAGACGUGGAAGAGCUGGCUGCCAGGGACGUGGACACCAUCACGGCAGGGAUCAACGCCCAGGCAAGGAGGCUCCAGCGGAUCCGGGCCAAGGGCACAGCCACAGGCUCCCAACAGCUCUCGCCGCCCCGCCUGCGCCGUAGCAUUAGUGAAACCAGUCUGAGCACAGCUGGCCCGCCCUCGGACGCCAGCAGGCCACACUACGCCACCCUGCCGGCUGGCCCUGGCCCCGAGGAGCUGACCCGGGACGCGGGGGGCCCGGCCGAGGAGGGUGCCAUGCGCCACUUGCUCUACCAGUCACCUCACCUGCUCCUCCUGCAGGGCUACAGCCAGCAGCACGACAGCCUGGUGUAUGUGCUGAACCAGGACCUGCACACAGUGGGCCAGCGCACGCCCGCCAGCAGGCCCAACAUCAGCCUGGCGGCCCCCGACAUCCUGCCCCUGCACUGCACCAUCCGCCAGCACCGGCGCCGCCCAGGCGGGGGCACACUGGUGCUGGAGCCCAUCGAAGGUGCACCUGUGGCCGUGAACUUCACCGAGGCAGGGAGCCGCCCUGUGGAGCUGCGCCACGGUGACCUGCUGUCCCUGGGCCUCUACUACCUGCUGCUGUUCAAAGACCCGCUGCAGGCUCAGCCACUGCCUGCCCAGGCCCUGGCUCGCCUCCAUGCUGCGCCAUGGAGCUGCCGCCUGUGUGGGGCUGCACUUGAGGCUUCCAGUGCCACCUGCCCCCCACGGCCAAGCCCCGAGCCCACCCGGCGGCGGCUGCACUUGGCCUUUGAACCCUCACAGGAGGACGUGCUCCUGCAGCGGAUCCUGACGCUGGUGGAGCCCUCGGGCGAUGACCACAAGCUGGCGCCCGCCUUCCUGCUGUGCCUCUGCAUCCAGCAUGCUGCCACCCACUUCGGGCCCAGUGCCUUUGGCCAGCUCCUGCUGAAGAUAGCUGGGGCCAUCCGUGACAUGGUCUGGGAGAAGACCAGAGAGCUCGCAGAGAAGCAGGCGCAACUCCAGGAGCCGGCCUCCCUGUCCAGCCUCACCAUUGCUGACCUCGUCCCAGACCUGCAGCACAUCCUGUUCUGGAUGGCCAACGCCGUGGAGCUUCUGUACUUCCUGCAGCAGAAGUGCCCGCUCUAUGUGCAGAGCAUGGAGGAGGCGCUGGACGUCACAGGCUCCAAGGAGUCCCUGCUCUCAUGUGCCCUGACAGCCAGCGAGGAGGCCAUGGCGGUGCUGGAGGAGGUGAUCCUGUACGCCUUCCAGCAGUGCGUGUACUACAUCUCCAAAUCCCUGUACACGUGCCUACCGGCCCUCCUGGAGUGCCCCCCGUUCCCAGUGGAGCGCCGGGAGAGCUGGAGCCCCGGCCCGUGUCUCCCCGAGGAGCUGCGCCGCGUCGUGGCCAUCUACCAGGUCACCCUGGACCUCCUGCGGCAGUUCCAAGUGCACCCGGAGAUUGCUGCCCAGAUGCUGGCCUACCUCCUCUUCUUCUCCAGCACGCUGCUCUUCAACCAGCUCCUGGACAAGGGUCCCUCGCUGAGCUGCUUCCACUGGCCCAAGGCUGUGCAGGCCUUCGCCCGCCUGCAGCAGCUCCUGGAGUGGGUGAGGGGUGCUGGCCUCGGGGCUGCGGGCGAGCAGUUCUUCCGGAAGCUUUCCUGCACCCUCAACCUGCUGGCCACGCCCAGCGCCCAGCUUGUCCAGAUGACCUGGGCCACCCUCCGGGCCACCUUUCCCGCUUUGCGCCCUGCACAGCUCCACCGGCUGCUGACCCAGUACCAGCUGGCCUCGGCUAUGGGCCCCACGAGCUCCUGGGAGCCCAGUACCCUGGAUGGCCCUGACGCCUGCAAGUCCGAGGAUGUCCUGGAGUCGUACGAGAACCCCCCGCCCAUCGUUCUGCCCAGUGACGGCUUCCAGGUAGACCUGGAGGUGGACCGGCUGGACGACAGCAUCUACCAGCACCUUCUCUAUGUCCGCCACUUCCUGUGGGGCUUGCAGAGCAGAACUGGCCCCGGCAGUGGGCCCCCACCCCCGGAGUGUCUGGAGGGUCCAUACCAUACCAUCCCCGAGGGCCCCCCAGAGGGCCGGCACAGUCCCCCAGCCCCCAGAGACCCCAGGGCCUUCCUGGACUCUAGACUGUGUGGCAAUAGGAGCAGGGGUGUCCGGGAGGCCCGGGGGGUCCCAGGCAGGCAGCCCAGCCGCGGGGGCCAGCCACCUGCAGACGCCUCGUGCCUGCUGACGCCGCCCAGCACCCCGCUCAGCCUCGAGCCCCCCACCCAGAACUGGCCCUGCGGGAAGGCGUCCCCCGAGGGGAAGAGGACUGGCCUCCGUGGAUCCCAGGGUGUGGCCCUGGAAGGAGACCCUGAGGCCCCUGCGGAUGUGCCCUCCAGCUGCAGCUCCAGCCCCGAUGCCCCUUGCUCCUCCCUCUGCUCUUCAGUGGUGGUCGUGGAGCUAGAGAGGGGCCCUUCCGGGCUGGGCAUGGGCCUGGUGGAUGGCAUGCAUACACCCCUUGGUACCCCUGGUCUCUACAUCCAGACCCUGCUCCCGGGCAGCCCCGCGGCCUGCGAUGGGCGGCUCUCCCUGGGGGAUCGCAUCCUGGAUGUAGAUGGCACCAGCCUGGUGGGCGUCAGCUACCUGAGAGCCGUGGACCUGAUCCGACAUGGGGGCAAGAGGAUGCGGUUUCUGGUCGCCAAGUCUGACGUAGAGACGGCGAGGAAAGUCCACUUCCGCGCACCCCCCUCCUAG